GAGAAAGAUAGAGGGAGAGGGCGGACGAGCUGACAUUCGAGAACAACGCGAGAGAGCGAUGCAAUAUCUGGGCUGCAGCUGAACCAGAGACAAACACAUACAUACCUAUACGUAUAUAUACAUUCACUACCCUAAAAAACACCCGUCCACGUUUUUCUGCUGUUUCGUCGUGAAGUGAAGGCCAAAGCUCCGGCAGUGGUGGAUCAUGUCCGUGUUGGCUCUGCACGAGUAUGAAUUCGAGAGACAGUUCAAUGAGGACGAAGCCAUCCGAUGGAUGCAGGAGAACUGGAAGAAAUCUUUCCUCUUCUCUGCGCUCUACGCGGCCUGUAUACUCGGCGGGCGCCACGUGAUGAAGCAGAGGGAGAAGUUUGAGCUGAGGAAGCCGUUGGUGCUGUGGUCAUUAACUCUCGCCGUCUUCAGUAUAUUUGGUGCCAUCCGAACUGGGAGCUACAUGACGUACAUCCUGAUGACCAAAGGCCUGAAGCAGUCUGUGUGUGAUCAGAGUUUCUACAAUGGACCGGUCAGCAAGUUCUGGGCGUACGCUUUCGUGCUGAGUAAAGCACCCGAGCUCGGAGACACACUAUUCAUCGUCCUCCGUAAGCAGAAGCUGAUCUUCCUGCACUGGUACCAUCACAUCACCGUGCUGCUGUACUCCUGGUACUCCUAUAAGGACAUGGUGGCCGGCGGUGGGUGGUUUAUGACCAUGAACUACCUGGUGCACGCGGUCAUGUACUCCUACUAUGCGCUGAAGGCCGCAGGCUUCAAGUUGUCUCGCAAGUUUGCCAUGUUCAUCACGAUCACGCAGAUCACACAGAUGGUGAUGGGCUGCGUGGUCAACUAUCUGGUUUACUCGUGGAUGCAGCAGGGUCAGGAGUGUCCGUCGCAUGUCCAGAACAUCGUGUGGUCGUCCCUCAUGUACCUCAGCUACUUCGUGCUCUUCUGUCAGUUCUUCUUCGAGGCCUACAUCACCAAGACCAAAUCCAUGGAAAGCAAGAAGAAACAGUAAAGUGCACCAAAAGUUAAAAGAGAGAGAGAGAGAGAGAGAGAGAGUGAGUGAGUGAGUGGGUAUAAAAGUGGACCAAUGUGAGGAGAGUCUUAACGUGUUAGGGUUUACAAGAUUGGAGGAGAACGAUGAAGAACUGGAGGUUUUACAGUUUAAAGCUUGUGCAUACUGUACUACUAACGCAUAAAGUUAAACCUCCCCUCCACCGGGGGGCUCUAUUGAGCUGCACUGAUGAAUUAUUACUAUGAUAACUGAAGAAAAAAAACAAAACAAAAAUGUGUCUUUACGUGAUGUUUAUGUGCCCAAUGCUAUUCUCUAUAUUUAAAAAAAUAUAAUAAUGUAUAAAUACAAAAAAGGGAGAAGUUUAAUAAUAAAUACACUAGCCUAGAUUAAGGAAGCGUGAACGUUCUAGAAUGAAAAAAACAAAGGGAAUGAUUGAUGGAGCGAAACAGAUGACGAACGAAAUCUACAUUUGUGUGGUUACGUCUACGAUGUUUGUCCUUGAAGUCAACAUUAAUGUUGUUAGCGUUCCAUUUUAAUUUUUUUUUUUUUUUAUCUAUUAGACGCUAGUGUGAGAGGUAGUUUUGUACGAAAGCCAUGUCGACGGACGGCCGGUGAAACAUUUGCGCUAAAAAAAAAUACAAAAAAAUGUAAUGCCACUGGAUGUUUCGUGUUCAGCAUUGCAGCGCCAAAUUCUCUCAGGUCAGUUUUCCAUUUGAUGUGCAUAUCAUUUAGGAAAUAAGACGAAAAAUAAAUAAACAGAAGAAACACAAUAGACGUAAAAGUGCGUAAGUAGCUACGUAGAACUUCAAUGCCAUCGAACAUGUGCUAAAGAAGAAAAACAAAACGAUGCUGAGAGGACAAUUUGGACCAGACUGAUCAUCCAACCAUCACGGCUCUCUAUCCCAACGCGAUUCACUUAACCUCUAUGAGCCGAAGGGUCAUUGGCCAUGCUGCCCUCUAUGGGGCAUGGUGUGCUUUCUUGCAGCUAGAGGUCGGUGUCCGUCAUCUAUUCCAAAGACCAAUGCCGAAGGGGUCUGAAGCAGAUCCUCCUGAAGGAACUUGGAAUUUUGAGCAUAUUUAAACAUGCAACAUGUCUACAUACACUGUAAUAAAGCUGUCAUUGAAUGGUG
This is a messenger RNA of Colossoma macropomum (tambaqui), 2136 nucleotides long. RefSeq names its product ELOVL fatty acid elongase 6 (gene elovl6). Bases 206 to 1006 code for a protein of 266 amino acids. The transcript is spliced from 4 exons. Gene Ontology annotation, cellular component: endoplasmic reticulum membrane; endoplasmic reticulum. Gene Ontology annotation, molecular function: fatty acid elongase activity. Lineage: Eukaryota; Metazoa; Chordata; Actinopteri; Characiformes; Serrasalmidae. The record is from RefSeq and is a predicted model, not a curated record. Gene Ontology annotation, biological process: fatty acid elongation, saturated fatty acid; fatty acid elongation, polyunsaturated fatty acid; sphingolipid biosynthetic process.